AUGGCGAAUAGCGGUAGCCCAGAGUCGCUCAGGGAGCUUCUGGCUGAGCAGUUGCCCAAAGACGUCCCAUUCCGCUUCUACCACUAUUCCACUCCUCCCUCCACCUCCUCCGCCCUCUUCUCGGCGCCACCCCAUGGCAAGUCCGAGCGCACAUAUCGCGAAUCGCAUUUCCUCGCGGCUUCGAUAACACCAAAAGAUGGAAAUGGCUCCGGCUCCGACUCAAAGACAGCCGAAGAACUUCUCAUCCUCGCAAUUGAGGUCUUGGUCUAUACUACCCGCAACCUCACUACCAUUUUCGUCUCCAAAGCCGACUCCACGGGCGCCUUGUCGGAAUUACAGCUGCCGCGAUCGCAAUCUGGUUCCCCUCUAAAAGUCAUUUGCGGGACGUUCGUGUCAUGGCUAGCAAGAGAACGGCAAAGAGAGGGCAAGAAGCUAGUCAUUUCGCUGUUUGCUCGCGCCCAAGAUCAGUAUCUGUUCCCUGCAAGCAUCAAGAACAAGAGCAAGCAUGUGCUGGAUGACAGGGGCCUUGUGAAAUGGUGGUGUAGGGUCCUGGACCCCAUAGUCUGGCAAUACAAGGCUGAAGGGGAGCAAAAACCAUUUACGGACCGCCUUGCUGCGGGAGGUGGCCCUGAGGCACAAAGACGAUCGCACGAGAAUGAAUGUACAGCAAAGGGCUACCUCGUCGUCCCAGGCUUUGAACUGUAUGAUACACUCCGCUACACACCUGCACCACCUGCAAAUACACCUCGUAGAUGGGCUGCCGCACAUCCACUCCUACAGAUCGCCCCUCAUCCUGCCGCUCCGCCUCGAUGUCUCAUCCCCCACUUUCCAGACGAUCCCAAGACACGUUUCUUAGAUGAGCUGGAUGAAGAGCUGCCAGAUCGAGGCACGGAUGCGAUGCUCGUUGAAGGCGGCACACCAUCACGAAGCAAUGGGCAAUGGAAGAGCGUCAAGACACUAGACCAAUUUUGGGAGUUCAUGGCAUUUCGCCAAGAGUGCUCGUCAGGACGGAUUGUAGGCUUCAUUUGGGUCGUCAUCAAUCCGGCGAAGCCAUCGAUACCAGAAGAGGAUGAAGAAGAGCCAUCACAGCAAUCCCUCUCUCACUCGUUCUCAAACAUCGAAUCGCAGGAUGGUAUCCCCAGUCCGAGGAAACGGAAGCCAAGGAGAAUAAGAAGAGAUGACAAAAUCAAGUACGGUCCCAUACCUCUCGUCCUUCCAAAGAUCAAGACAAGUUCCUUAAAUACCUCGACUGCGUUUCUCUCCUCUACUGCAUCGGGUGGCAGAUCACCCCCGUCCAUGAGCCCCUACUACAAAUGGCCCGCUUCCUCACGAGGCACCAUUUGCUUCAGCCCGAAAACUUACGAUCGCGCGCACGAAGUCUUGCUGCAGCAAAGCUUCGCCAACCGUACCGCCGUCGGACGCAGUACAAAAAAGUGGAAAGAGGAAAUCGCAGUGCUAGGAGGCAUUGAGGACUGGAGUUGGACGGUCAUUGGCGAGAAGGAAACCACGGGAUCUUCAAGUGCAAGUGAAAUUGGUGUCACACCCACCAUGGUCAUGGGUGUAAAGAACAAGAGAAAGCCUCAGUCCUCUGUCGAUUUGGGUUCAGUGUCUGCUCAGCCUUCGAAAGCCAAUAGCCUCGGAGAAGGCCUAGUGAGAAAGAAGGCGAAAAUCGAACCUGUUAAUGUCGGCGAGACGAACACCAUCAACACACUUUCCACAGGCCUCGUGCGGAAGAAGCCCAAGACUUGA
Messenger RNA from Plenodomus lingam JN3, 1749 nucleotides. RefSeq lists its product as uncharacterized. Gene Ontology annotation, biological process: DNA damage response; DNA replication-dependent chromatin disassembly; regulation of DNA-templated transcription. NCBI's taxonomy places the organism in Eukaryota, Fungi, Ascomycota, Dothideomycetes, Pleosporales, Leptosphaeriaceae. Gene Ontology annotation, cellular component: nucleus. Gene Ontology annotation, molecular function: histone H3K56 acetyltransferase activity. The record is from RefSeq and is a predicted model, not a curated record.